Messenger RNA from Oldenlandia corymbosa var. corymbosa, 333 nucleotides. The record is from the annotation of a GenBank genome assembly. Lineage: Eukaryota; Viridiplantae; Streptophyta; Magnoliopsida; Gentianales; Rubiaceae.
AUGAUUGACUCGGUAUUCAAUAGCUCCUUCACUGCCCUCACUAUUGGUCGUGACGCUUUGAGCAUGGUGUCUAGUCAGAGACUUGUAGAAAAUCAACUGACUCUAUCCCAACAGCCGCAAACCCCUCAAAAAAAAGGUCCCCAAAAGAACAUUGGAGGUGGAAGAAAGAAACUCAACGAGGAAGGAGAUGAUGAGGAAGAGGAUGAGGAAGAGGGCGAGGAAGAGCGCGACGAAGAGACUACAACCCCUCGUAAAGAAUCCUCCCAAACAAAGAAAGCACGGCGUAUGGGCUCUAGGAAGUGUUCAAAAACUAAAAUCUUUAGUCCGCCUUGA